AUGGUCGGCAUCGAGUACAAAAUCGAUUACUUGGUGAGCCCCGGACUGGCCAAGCAGGUCUAUGACGUCAGGCUGUACCUGUUCUUCUCAUCAGAGCUGGAUGCUGCCGAAGUCUCCUUCUUCAGAUCCCUGUAUGGGGCAGCGCAUGUCCGGGAUUUGGCAAUUGAGGAUGGAGCCGACUCCAGCAUUGGGGCUUUGGCAGCAAGCUUCCAGGCGGUCAAGGGAAAGCUCGCAACAGGGCAGGACAUAGACAGCGAUGCUACACAUCUAGUGUACCUGCUGCAGCUGUAUGCUUGCACCUUCAGGCGAGCAAUCCGCAGGACAGCCAAGGACAUCCUGCAAAGGCUGGUGGGCUCUGGAGAGGGCCUGCCCUCACAGCCUGCCGAGUGCAGAGCGGCAGCGGCCAUCUGUGAGCUGCUUGAUGCUAGCGAGGCAGCCAUUCAUACCCUUAAGAAGGUGUGUGGGGAGUGCGAGGAUGCAAAGAUGCCGGAUUGGCUGAGGGAGGCGUGGCAUCUGGUGGAGGAGGUUGUGCUGCUGGAGGAGCACAUCUCCCUGCUCAAGCUGGCAGUCAAGCUGGACGCCGUCUACCAGCCUCAACCUGAACCACAACUUGAGCACCCAUCACAGGGUGGCCUCCCGGAAAUUGAGGAGUACCAGAAUUGCUCAGACUUUGGCGAGAGACGGAGGCUCUGCGAAGCACUCCGGGCACAGGCGCUUGAGUGCCUUGCACACUGCUCGAGUUGUGCAGGACUGGAUGGGCCAGCCACUGCCCCGUCAGCCAGCAAUGCACAGCAGCCAUCAGCACUGCGCCAGCCAAGCUCUGUGCCAGCAGCACAGGAGCCCAGCAGCUUUGACAUUGAGCAGGGGGCUCCUGUCUCCUCAGGCAGUGGGCAGCCGGAUGAGUCAACCGCCGAGCACAGCGAGUGGCAGCUGUCGGCAGAGAGCAGGAGCAGCAGUGCGCGAGGGGCCAGCACCCUGGUCUUCGUCAACCCCAGAGCGCUCUUCAAAGCCCUGAAUAAGUACAGCAUGGCGGUGACUGAUCGAUUCACCGGCACAGCGCAGCACACCCACAGCAGUGACAGCCCUCAUUGCAUGCCGGGUUCUGCGCAGCGAUCAAUAGAGCAGGAUGGAGGUUCUCAGGAAGAGGGAGGGAACGCGCAGCAGAUGCGCAGGAGCACGCAGCUGCUGGCCUCUGCUCGGUGCCUGCUGCUGCAGCAGGUGCAGGCGCUUGAGGCGCUGGCGACGGAGCACGGCUACACUGAGAGCCUGCUGCAUAGCGACAGCCUCACAGAGAACGAAGAGGUGAAGGUGCUGAAGCGGCAUGCACAGCUGGCGAUAACGCUGGCGCCGCGCAUGCUGAGGCGUUCCAUGCUGGUGGAUGACAUUGUGGGCAUGACCAUCGCGGGCCUGGCCAUGGCAUUCGCGCUGCUGACCAUGUACUGGGCCUUCCGCUCCAGCGCCCAGUUCGGCAUCCUCUACAUUGCCAUCUAUAUCAUCGGCUACAUGUUCAAGGACCGCAUAAAGGAGUGGGGCAAGCGGUACCUGCAACCCAUUGCAGAGUGGUUUGGCAUCGAGUUUCCCGACAGAGUUCAGAAGUUCAGGGACUACUUUGGGAAGGCAGUCGGGUCUUGCAGUGAGAGGGUGCGCAUCAAAGAUGGCUUGGAUGUCCCUGCGCGUGUGCUGCGCCUGCGAUAUGCCGGCCACAAAUCGGGGCCUCCCAGCAAGGGGCACAUGGUGAAGCCGGAGCGGGUGCUGAUCUACACCAAGAAGAUGGAGGUGCGCUGGAGGGCUCUGGAGGAGGGCCUGCAGGGAUGCUCCUGGGCCGGCAGAGCGAUGCAGCCGCCACACGAGACCCACUACGCGCUGGCCAGGGACGGCUGCGGCCGGCUGGGGGUCAAUGAAGCGCAGACUGCGCGCGUGUACCAUGGGCCGAACCCUGAGAAGGCGAUGCAGCUGGAGAAGAUGCGAAUUGUGAUGGACCGCAGCGGCAUCAAGCGCCUGGAGCCAUGCGGCGACGAUGCCCUCCUGGCAAAGACCAAGCGCUUGCCCGCGCCCUUUGCCCACCGCGGCCAUCGCCGCUAG
Coccomyxa subellipsoidea C-169 is the source of this 2082-nucleotide messenger RNA. RefSeq lists its product as hypothetical. The transcript is spliced from 13 exons. Bases 1 to 2082 code for a protein of 693 amino acids. The record is from RefSeq and is a predicted model, not a curated record. NCBI's taxonomy places the organism in Eukaryota, Viridiplantae, Chlorophyta, Trebouxiophyceae, Coccomyxaceae.